CGUACACUUUUUCAGAUUUUAUAAAUUUUUUCAGAAAUUAUAGAAUUUGAAAUCUUGGAAUUUUUUAUUUAUAUGUAUGAAGAAAAAAUAUAGACUCUUUUAGCUUUUCUGUAAAGUGUUCUAUGAAUAAAAGAAAUUUUUUAUAAAUUAUUUUUUAUACAGUUAUACAGAAAUUGUGAAAAAUUUUAACAUUUAUAUAAACAUUCUAAAUAUUAUAUUAAGAAUUCUCUAGAAAUAUUUGCAUCAAGAAAAAAACUGAAUUUGAAUCUCUUAGUCUUAGAUCCAAAAGUUUUCCUGAGGUAAUUAUGCAAGAUGGUGAAAGCGAGAAAAUACGUGACAGUAAAUCAUUUCGUGAACGAAGCACAGCCGACGGAUUUAAAAUUGUUAGAAGAGGAAUUGCCACCAUUACAGAACGGAGAAUAUCUUGUAAAAGCUGAAUACUUUUCUGUGGAUCCGCAUAUGAGAACGUACAUGCGAAAAUUCCCGCUUGGAAGCACGAUGCUCGGUGGACAGGUCGCCAAGAUCAUAGAAUCUAAGAAUCCGGAGUUUCCGGUCGACAAAAGGAUCGUCGGAAACCUAGGCUGGAGAACUCAUACGAUUGUCAAUCCAAAGAUCCCUGCUGAUGCUACGUUGAUUCAUCAACAGCCGUACAUUUUACCGGACAUAGGUGACUUGCCGCCGUCUCUUGGCCUAGGUGUAUUGGGAAUGCCGGGCAAUACAGCAUAUUUCGGCUUGAUAGAGAUAUGCAAACCAAAGUCUGGCGAAACAAUCGUCAUCAGCGGAGCCGCCGGUGGAGUUGGCUCGCAUGUGGGCCAGAUUGCCAAAAUUCUUGGUCUGACUGUAAUCGGUAUAUGCGGCUCUGACGAGAAGUGCAAGUGGCUUACUGAGGAAAUGGGCUUUGAUUCCGUCAUCAAUUACAAAACCAUGUCGGUUGCAUCUAGUCUACGCAAAGCUGCUCCGCAAGGCGUUGAUUGUUACUUCGAUAAUGUGCGCGUUGAUAAGAUAAUAUUACAUCUUAAUUCAAUUAAAAAUACAUCAUUGCUUUCAAUAAUAAUUCUUAUCUUCUUUGGUCAACUCUCGACAGAAUUUUUUAGCAAAAACGUCAAAAAUAAUCAUUGUUCACUGUCUACGGUUAAAAAGUCCAUUUGUACCUGAUUGAAAACUAUUUUCUCUCUGAUUAGCUAAACUUAAAAUCCACUUUAAUUAACUUUACAGGUCGGUGGAGAUAUCUCUAAUACGGUCAUGUAUCAGAUGAGGCCGUAUGGCCGGGUAGCCGUAUGCGGUUACACCUCGAGCCUCAAUGCGGACGCUUCUUCCUUGCCCAAGUCCACGAUCCUGCAACCGACGAUCUUGAUCAA
Solenopsis invicta (red fire ant) is the source of this 1358-nucleotide messenger RNA. Its product is annotated as prostaglandin reductase 1. Gene Ontology annotation, biological process: prostaglandin metabolic process. Bases 313 to 1155 code for a protein of 280 amino acids. Gene Ontology annotation, molecular function: 15-oxoprostaglandin 13-reductase [NAD(P)+] activity. NCBI's taxonomy places the organism in Eukaryota, Metazoa, Arthropoda, Insecta, Hymenoptera, Formicidae. The transcript is spliced from 3 exons. The record is from RefSeq and is a predicted model, not a curated record.